Alnus glutinosa is the source of this 2516-nucleotide messenger RNA. Its product is annotated as putative wall-associated receptor kinase-like 16. Gene Ontology annotation, biological process: cell surface receptor signaling pathway; protein phosphorylation. Bases 17 to 2251 code for a protein of 744 amino acids. Gene Ontology annotation, molecular function: calcium ion binding; ATP binding; polysaccharide binding. Gene Ontology annotation, cellular component: plasma membrane. The transcript is spliced from 3 exons. Lineage: Eukaryota; Viridiplantae; Streptophyta; Magnoliopsida; Fagales; Betulaceae. The record is from RefSeq and is a predicted model, not a curated record.
AUAAAAAAAGUUUCCCAUGGGCUUGAGUGGGAGGCUUUUGCAAAUGAUCAUAGCGUCUGGAGUGAUCAUAUUUGCAAUGGUGGCCGCAGUAGCAACGACUAACGCCAAGCCUGCAGGCUGCCCCCGCAAGUGUGGAGAUGUAGAAAUUCCAUUUCCAUUUGGCUUGAAGGAGACUGAUCAGGCCUGCUAUCUAAAUAAGGUUUUUGAUAUCUUUUGUGACUCUGGAAAACCAAUGAUAGGUAAUUUGCCUGUAAUAAACAUAUCCAUUGAGACUCAUGAGUUACAUGUCUUGAAUACUGUGGUCCGAGAUUGUUAUGAUUGGUCGGGUCAACGCGUAAGUAAGAACACGAAGAAGCUCUCGGCAGCCCAGUUCACCAUUUCCAAUACGAAAAAUCAGUUCACUGUUCUUGGCUGUGAUACUCAGGCAUACCUCGGUGGGUUCCAAAACGGAGAACGGUAUUGGCUCGGGUGCUCAUCUCUAUGUCCUAGCCUUAAUAAUGUGGUCAGUGAUUCUUGUUCUGGCGUUGGGUGUUGCGAGCUAGGGUUUCCAGAUGGAUUAAAGGAUAUUUGGGUGCAAGUACAGAGCUUUUCUAAUCACACCAACGUAUCGGACUUCAAUCCUUGUGGCUAUGCUUUUGUUGUCGAGAAAGGCAAGUUCAACUUCUCCACCGAUAUUCUCCGCAAUCUACCGUACAAUAGGGUUCCGAUGGUGUUUGAUUGGGCAAUUGGCAAUGAAACAUGUAAAGAAGCUCAAAAGAAACCAAAUUUCGCAUGUGAAGACAAAAAUAGUGAAUGCUUUGAGCCCCAAAAUAGAGAGGGAUACCAAUGCAUGUGCAAGCAAGGUUACAAAGGGAACCCAUACCUUUAUGGGGGUUGCGAAGACAUCAACGAAUGUGAAGAUCCAACUCUCAAUAAUUGCUCCAAAAUGUGUAACAAUACAGAAGGCAAUUAUACAUGUUAUUGUCCCAAGGGAUACCAUGGGGACGGAAGAAAAGAUGGUGAAGAUUGUUCCGCAGAUCCCACCGCAGUAAUAGCGAUUAAGAUUCCAAUUGUUAUUGGCGUAAGCUUUGUUGUUAUACUUGGGGUUAGCUCUUGGCUGUUCAUUUUUCACAAGAAAAGAAAACUUAUCAGGCUUAAAGAAAGCUUCUUUCGACAGAAUGGGGGUUUGAUUUUAGAACAGCAAUUCAGUAAACAACAAAGAUCCAAAGAAAUGGCCAAAAUCUUUACUGUAGAAGAGCUGAAAAAGGCAACAAAUAACUAUGAUGAGAGUAGAAUUAUUGGCCAAGGAGGUUUUGGUACAGUUUACAAAGGAUUCUUACUUGAUAAAAGGAUUGUUGCCAUCAAGAAGUCCAAGACAGUGGAUCAAAACCAAAUUGACCAAUUCGUUAAUGAAGUUGUUCUGCUCUCCCAAAUUAAUCAUAGGAAUGUUGUCAAACUCUUGGGCUGUUGUUUAGAGACACAAGUUCCUUUGCUAGUCUAUGAAUUUGUUCCUAAAGGUACGCUCUUCAAGUAUAUACAUCAUGAAAGCAGCGCAUCCACCAUAACGUGGGAAACUCGUCUAAGAAUAGCUGCAGAAACUGCGUACGCACUAUCGUAUCUGCAUUCUGCAGCUUCGACACCUAUAAUACAUAGAGAUGUUAAGUCCUCAAACAUACUGCUUGAUGAUGAUUUCACUGCAAAAGUAUCCGACUUUGGAACUUCAAGAUUGGUUCCCCGAGAUCAAAAGGAACUAGCUACUGUAGUGCAAGGAACUCUUGGAUACUUAGAUCCUGAAUACUUACAGACGAACCAGUUAACAGAGAAAAGUGAUGUCUACAGCUUUGGAGUGGUCCUCGUGGAGCUACUAACAGGAGGGGAUGUACUUUCAUUCAAUAGGUCCGAGAAGGAAAGAAGUCUAGCUAUGUAUUUUCUUUCUUCCUUGAAAGAGGAUCGAUUGUUUGAAGUUCUUGAAAAUUGUAUAGUUGAAGAAGGAAAUGAAGAGCAGAUCAAGGAAGUCGUUGAACUUGCAAAGAGGUGCUUAAGAGUGAAAGGGGAUGAGAGGCCUACUAUGAAGGAAGUGGCAAUGGAAUUAGAAGGAAUAAGAAAGACCGAGACGCAUUCGUGGGUUAGUGUUCAAUCAAAUCUGGAAGAGGCCGAACACUUGCUUGGUGAGACAUCCCACGCUUACGAACAAGGUGGAAGUAGCAGUAGAACCGUUGGAUAUGACAGCAUGAAUGACCAGGUAACAUUAGCCUUGGGGGAUGGUAGAUGAAUGUGGCAUAAUAACGUCCGCCAUUCAUGGUGUUUUUUCCUAAUGCAAUUUCCGGUUUUAUUAUCCUAAAAUAAAGGUAGGGAGAAAAAUAAAGAUCUAGUUUAAAGCUCUAUACAAAUUAGUGUUUUUGUAGUCUUCGGCAUGCUCCCUUCCCUGUGUAUAAUGUAAAUCACUUGCUGCAUGUGUUUAGUUUGUUUGGUUACUGCAGUAUUUUAUUGUAUUCCGAUGCAUAUAUACUAAAGAAUAUAUGGUGAUUAAUGUAUAA